This is a messenger RNA of Entamoeba histolytica HM-1:IMSS, 612 nucleotides long. RefSeq lists its product as uncharacterized. The transcript has a single exon. NCBI's taxonomy places the organism in Eukaryota, Evosea, Mastigamoebida, Endamoebidae. Gene Ontology annotation, cellular component: membrane. The record is from RefSeq and is a predicted model, not a curated record. The coding region runs from base 1 to 612 and encodes 203 amino acids.
AUGCAAAAUAUUUUUGCAUCUUUUUUCAUUUUUGUAAAUUAUUUAGAUGCAUUUUUCAUUGCUAAUUUUUGUGCCUUUUUACUUAUUGUAAUUACUGUUUUUGUUAUUUAUAUUGCUUGGUGUGUUUAUCAAACAUUAAUAUCAAUGAAAUUAUUUGAUUAUUAUCAAUUAUUUAAUAAUCGUUUAUCUGAUCCUGGGUCAAUGCUUUUUUCUGCAGCAUAUUUAUGUCGUUUAUGUGCACCUUUAGCAUUAAAUAUUCUUCAUAUGAUCAAAUUUGAUGGCGUUCAUUUCAAUGGGACACAAACUGCUUUUCAAUCAGUAAUGUCUUCAAUGGAAGAUAUUCCAUUCUUUGGUCAAAAUAGUUUCAAUGAUUUCUUCCCUGUUUGUAUUGUUAUUGUUUCUGCAUUCAGUUUGUUGAAUCAUUUCAUUCCAAUUCCUUUGAUUUUCAAUUCAAUUUUGAAAUUUUUUGGAGUUAGAGACCAUAAUAAACUAACUACUGCACAAAAAAUAAAAAGAGGAAAAUACAUUUCUCAAAUAUUCUACACUCGAUAUGCUGAUUAUAUGUUUACUUUAAAUGCAAGUACUCAUUUAUUAAAACAAAAAGAUGAUUAA